UGAGCGGGGAGCAUUCUCGCUGGCAGUCUGGGCCACCGGCAGUUGGAGCCGCGGCAGAGCAGCCAGACUCCUGGAAAGAGCUCGCCGCCGUCCCCGGAGCCGCCCGCGGAGGCCAGCUUGGCGGUGCUGCCCCGCGGCGGGAGAGGGAGGCUGCAGAGCGGGAGGCGGCGAGCGAGCGCGGCAGGCGACCAGCCCGCGGCGCAGCCAGGGAGCCACGCCGAGCUCCGCGCCCACACGCACGCACGGUCCGCUGCGCGCGCCUUUCCCUGCCUCUGGGCGCCCGGCCUCCACGCCCUCCCCGCCCCCUGGCCCGGGCUGCAGCGGCGCGGCAGAGGAGCGGCAUGGAUCUGCGGCGCUGCGUGCAGGCGCUCCUGCUGCUCUGGCUCUCCCUGACGGCGGUGUGUGGAGGGCCCCUGCUGCAGCCUUCUGAUGGCACAUGGCUGGAGGAGGGCAGCGUCCACCACCUGAUGCAGCCCAAAGGGUCGAGAAACAGACCAGGGCCCUGGCAGGGCGGUCGGAGGAAAUUUCGCCGCCAGCGGCCGCGCCUCUCCCACAAGAGCCCCAUGCCUUUCUGAAGCAGGACUGACGGGGCUCCUGAGUGCCCACCCCCUGCGACUCUGGCUACUCCAUAGAUCCGUCUGCUUCUCUGGAGCCCUCACUUCCAUUUGCCUCUCUUCUCGCACCUGUCCCCGCUGCUGAUGGUCCCGGCUCUUCUCACCCACCGGCUUCUCCAAAUGGCGUGGUCCUGCCCCUAGUUUGGAUGAUUUUCUCUCUCUCCCACAGAUCCAUUCAGCCCCUCUUCCUGGCCCUUCCCUGGACUGACUUUGGAGACCCAGCACUGGAAGGCUGGACUUCUCCCUGGUCCUCCCCUUCCUCUAGUUCCCACUUCUCCUGUCCAGCAGCCCAAGCUUGGCCCAGCCCUUCCUUCCUCACAGGUGCCCUGGGGGUUAGGGGGGAAACACUCCCUACUUCAGUGGGCUCCAGCCGGUCCCAGGCUUUUGAGUCAGAUGGACCCUUCACCCGGGUGGCAAGGAGGUGCUGGUUAGAGGGGCUGGGGCAUUGAUUGGGAUGCAUUGAUUGGGAUUGAUUCCAAUGCCUUGGGGGGCAUUGGAAUGGGGCUCGGUCCUCUGGCAAAGGGGAGCGGGGAAGCAUUGGAGAAGAGGAGGAAUAGCUGCUGUGGCCUUUUCCUCAUGCCAUGUUUAGCUUAAGGAAAAGGCAAAGAAGAGGGGCUGUGAAGUACUUUGUCACCUUUCUGUGUCUCCUAACACUGCCCUCCACCUCGCCCCCCAACUCGCAACCCCCCACCACCCUCCCUCCCUUGGCCGCUAGUUCAAGCUCUCGCUCAGGAGAUGGCUCUAUACCCUCCUAGGAGCAACAGCCAAGCAGGAGGAGUGUUUUUUUUGCCAAGAAUCACAGAAUGUCAGAGCCAAAAGGAACCUUGGUGAUCACUUAGCUCCGCCUUCUUAUGCAAACUCCUGCACAAACAGUCCUGGAGAGGGACAGUGACCUAUUCCGGGUCACUACAGAGCCAGAAUGAGGACCCAGGUCUCCCUGCUCGCACUUGAUGAUGUCCUCUUCCCUCUUGAUGAUAUCUUUUCAAAACACAUGAAGUGCCUUUCCUGCAGUUGGGGCUGGGGGAGUCAGAGAAGGGAGGAGCAGGCCAGCUGUGAGCUGCCCUGUGGUGGUGUGGGGACCCAGCUGCACCUGCCUCCCUGGCCUGCCCCUGCUGGUCCAUUCCCCAACCUAGGCUGAAAAGGUCCAUCCCUGGCCAGCUGCCCCUAUUCCUGUAGCACUUCCAGACCCCAGGUAUUCUCACAGGGGCAGCUAAAGUACUGAGGCUCCCACUCCACCCCCAACGCUGGUUUUCGGGAGCCGGAACGUAGCCUUAAGUAAUUGGACUCAUUAGCCUUCCCUUCGUGUUGACUGGACCUUCUUUCCCAGGAACCUUUCCUUAGGGGAGGGGCAAGGGGGAGAAGAAGGAAGGGAGGGAAAGAAGGAGAGAAGGAAGGAAGGAAGGGAAGAUGGGAGGAAGUACAGGUCUGAGCAGGCUUCCUUCUCAGAGGCCUCCCAGGAGCGAGGAAAGAGGAGACAAGAGCCUGAUGGCCCACCUAUGUAUGUGUGGGAACGGGGGAGUCAGGGCCCUCCGAGUCCCACAAUAACCCCAACGUUACCUAACCCCCUCUCCCCCUCACUUCUGCUGCUGCUAAUGUUGCUGCUGCUGCUGCUGCUUCAAGGCCCCCCCUGAGGAACCGGGUUGGGCACCCGCUUCCCCCGCACCCCUCGGGCUGGGCGUGGGGGCUGGCCAGGGUCCAGAAAGCCUCUUCUGCCACUGAUGCCCCCACCAGGGAUUGGGCCUUCUUUCCCCUCCUCCUCUCUGCGUCUUCUGCCUCGUCAGCUGCCCAGCCGGCUCCAUGGGGUGGGGGGGGGAGCUGGUAAAGUCCAGAGACACAGGACAGAAGAGAGCAGUGGGAGGCUGGGGGCCUGUCUUAUUUAAAAUGGUUGUGUAUGAUUCUUAUACUAAUUUAUACAAAGAUAUUAAGGCCCUUUUCAUUAAGAAAUUGUCCCCUUCCCAUAAUUGUGUUCACUGUGUUUGUAAAGAUUGUUCUGUGUAAAUAUGUCUUUAUAAUAAAGAGUUAAAAGCUGGCAAUUCACCCUUACUCUUGGAGGUCAUGUUCAGGAGGGACAUUCCUGUCCCCUGAGGUCUGUGGUUGUCCCCUUGCCCACAUAUUGCACUCGCACGGAGGUAAGUACCUGCAUCCCAAAUCGAUUCCAGGUCAAAUGGCCUCGAACCAAUUUGCCACAAACUCACAAAAGGAACCUCUGUGCUAAAUGACCGGUUCUC
Molecule: messenger RNA, 2842 nt
Organism: Ailuropoda melanoleuca (giant panda)
Lineage: Eukaryota; Metazoa; Chordata; Mammalia; Carnivora; Ursidae
Gene: APLN
Product: apelin
Exons: 3
Coding region: 342-575 (77 amino acids)
Biological process (GO): signal transduction
Molecular function (GO): apelin receptor binding; hormone activity
Source: RefSeq, a predicted model, not a curated record